Messenger RNA from Notodromas monacha, 1703 nucleotides. NCBI's taxonomy places the organism in Eukaryota, Metazoa, Arthropoda, Ostracoda, Podocopida, Cyprididae. The record is from the annotation of a GenBank genome assembly.
UUUCUCUUCCUGUCCGUAGACGUUGAUCAGUGAUUUUUCGUGAUAAAUGCUCAACGCUUUAUGCGGUGUGCAGAGGAUUCGUAUUCUUCGCGAGGGAUUCGGCGUAUGGUUUGAAGUUUAAUGACUGCUGGAGUGAAAGAAAAUCCAACGUUCUACGGGUGUUGGAGAAAAUAUGAAAGCUCGUGAAGAGUCUUCGGAGCAGAAUUUUCAAGCGCUGAUAUGAUCAUGGAUUUGAUUGAAUCUACUUUGAUUCGUCUUCAUGUGGAUGAAGACGGAAACGUUUCAGAUGAAGAGGAGCAAGCUGUAAAUGCUGAGCUUGGAAUUUUUGAAGACCACUUUUCGAAACCAGAUGGCUCUUACGGAAUGAACGUUAGCGAUCUAGAGCUCGCCAUUGCCGGUUGCAAGGAAAUGAUCUUCGAGACCGAAGAGAGAAGUGCCAAGCGGCUAACAUUGGUUCGGAAGCUUACGAAGUUGCGUUUUACUCUUCAGGAACUGAAGGACGAACCUCCGGUUCCACCUGGGAUUCGAAAGUACCUUGGACACCAUUUGGAACCCCAAAGACCUACAUUGACGACGCAUCACGUAUGUGACAAAUGUGUUGGAAUGAUCUGGACACUCAUACCAGGAAAUUGGUACCGGUGCAAAUUUUGCAAUUACAAAACUCAUCACGCAUGUAUUCCUCUGAUUCAGAGGAGCUGUCCAUCGGUAUCCAAAUUUCCGACGUAUUUACUUCAGAUAUGCCAAGAAAAGGGGUUGUCAGCGCAGGCGUACCGUUGUGGUGAGUGCCGUGUUCCCGUCACACUGAGCAAAUACCGAUUGUGUGAUUACAAUGGACUGUAUUAUUGCGCCAAUUGCCAUUGGAAUAAUUUAGCGGUGAUUCCUGCUCGUAUUGUGCGAAACUGGGAUUUCACGCCUCAGUUCGUUUGUCGGGCGUCCAAGCAAUUGCUGAAGAUGCUGCAGAAGCGACCUAUCCUGGCUCUCCAUGCGCUGAACCCUAUGUUGUUCUGCUAUGUCGAAGAAUUGAAUGAAUUGAAGCGUUUGCGAGAAGAAUUGCUGAUGAUGAAGAAUUACCUCCAAGCGUGUCGAGUUGCUCUGGAGACAAGACUUCUGAGAAUUUUGGACGAGCGCCUUCACUUUGUUGACCAUUGCGACAUGUACUCCGUUCAAGACUUGAUUGACCUGAAGGACGGAAGCCUGCUGACUUGGACGACUGGGGUUCAUGAUCUUUUAGCGAAACACAUAAAAGAGGAGUGUGAGGUUUGUCGUGGACAAGGGCAUCUUUGUGGACUCUGUGACGGAAAAAAUGAAAUCCUGUAUCCUUUUGACAAGACAUCGUCCGUUUGUCCGAUGUGUAGUGCUGUGUUCCACAGAGAGUGCUACAUGAAGUUCAAGGGAAACUGUGCUCGUUGUAACCGAAGGGCUUCUCGGCAAGGAAUGAUGUGAAAUUUUUACCGGCCAAACGCAGUAUUGACUGCUUUGUGAUGGUUCCUAGAUUACUGACGUCGAUUAUUUCUGUGAUAAGAGGAAACUUCUACAAAGCUAUCUGAAAUACUUUAUUUAUCGCAGAAGGGUGGUGGAUAAAAUUCGUUGCGUAUUCGAACGAGUUCCCGAGGAAAAAAAACACUGGAGGAUUUUACUUUUUUGCUCCUAUAGUCGCGAACAUAGAUAUGUGAACAAUUGCGAAUAAAAUCGCAUUUCAUCAA